Messenger RNA from Anneissia japonica, 5141 nucleotides. Its product is annotated as neuronal acetylcholine receptor subunit alpha-3-like. The transcript has 6 exons. Lineage: Eukaryota; Metazoa; Echinodermata; Crinoidea; Comatulida; Comatulidae. Gene Ontology annotation, molecular function: neurotransmitter receptor activity; transmembrane signaling receptor activity; extracellular ligand-gated monoatomic ion channel activity. The record is from RefSeq and is a predicted model, not a curated record. The coding region runs from base 391 to 1971 and encodes 526 amino acids. Gene Ontology annotation, biological process: regulation of membrane potential; nervous system process; monoatomic ion transmembrane transport. Gene Ontology annotation, cellular component: synapse; neuron projection; membrane.
CUGAACAGAGUACGUCGUCAAAAUAUUAGCAUCAUAUCUCUUCUAUUAUGAUCAGUGGAAUAUUUCGGUUUCAGAAUAUAGAUAGCAGACGGCCAUUUCUUGGAAUUGUCUGCAAUUUAUCAAGAUAUCAAACAGUCUGCUGUGAAACUAGCAUACCAUAUAAAGUCAGCACGUAAAAAAAAAUUAAUAUCAAUCAUGUUUAUUUGCUGUUACCGGCUGUGACAAUCUACUUGAUUAAAAAAUAAAAAAAAACAUAUUUCUGAAUACCUAUUCAUGUAGAAAAUAUUCAAGCGAGUCAGGAAUUACAUUCUACGUUAUUUUAAUGUUUGAAUGUUGGAUGGAUUUCUAAACUCAAGUCGCAGGCGAAUAUUGAUGCGGAAUUAAACCACGAUGAGGCGACGGACUUCAAGAAAAUCCGCGAAAAGUAAAUCUAAGUUUGGCAGGGCCGGGGAGAUAUUGCGCAAUCUGUUUGUAGUAUCACAACUUUGUCAGAUAUUCCUUAGCUUGGCCAUUGGAGUGCUACAAUUUCAAGGGAGUGAUAGUUCAUCAGCAGAAGCAAGACUUCGGGAGACACUAUUCAGGCAUUAUAACAAACUCCCACUUCCGGUCAAGAAUGCCACUGACCGCCUGGACAUCAUGUUCGACGUGUAUCUCCAACAACUCAUUGAUGUGGAAUGGGUUGAUCAUCGGCUUAAUUGGGAUGUUAAUGAGUAUGAUGGAGUGUCAAGUAUCAUAGUACCAACCAGCAUGAUAUGGACACCGGAUAUUCUGAUUUACAACAAUGCUUACGGACCCUUCCACAUUCGGUACGCAUCAAAUGCUACCAUUAACAGUAAUGGGACCGUGCGUUGGCUCGUACCGUCAGUCUACAAAAGCGCUUGUCGGGUAGACGUGCGCUUCUAUCCUUUUGACGAACAGAAAUGCCAGCUGAAAUUUGGUUCUUGGACCUACAAUGGCCUAGCUAUCGACUUAUUACCAUCUCAAAACCCAAAUACCUCCAAAAUCCGCUUCUGGCCCAACGAUGAGUGGGAAGUGGAACUUUCGCUUGGAACGCGUAAUGAAAAGACAUACCCGUGUUGUCCGGAACCCUACAUCGACGUAACGUUUACGAUUUCCUUGCAGCGAAAACCAUUGUUUUACGUUGCGUACUUGUUACUCCCAUGCGGGCUCAUAUCAUUUAAUACAAUCCUUGUAUUUUACCUUCCUGCGGAUUGUUCGGAGAAAAUGCAACUUUGCACGUGUAUCUUACUGUCAAUGGCGGUGUUUCUACUGCUCAUCUCGCAGCAAAUUCCCGCAAACGCCAACAAUUUGCCGCUUAUUAUGAAAUAUUUGCUGUUCACUAAAAUAAUUGUCACAUCUUCUAUUGUACUGACGACUUUUAUACUAAAUAUGAGAUUUAGAACGCCCGAGACACACGAGCUUUCGAAGUGGCAAAAGCGGGUAUUCUUGGAUAUUUUUCCUAAGUAUUUGAAAAUGCGCCGUCCAAACGCAUUUUACGCACGGUUCAACCAUUCAGAGUCUUCCGAAAUAAGAAAAGAUAGCAUUAAGCUGUUAUCAUCAAGGGUUGCCAGCAUGCUAGCACCCAUGUUGGUGACGGAGACAUCGUGUUCAAAGCCCGACGACGAAGCCGAUGAGAGAGCAGAGAGACAAGGCUUACUGAACAAACCUUCUAGUUUGGGACAUAGUUCGAUGGAGCCUAACGUUUCCACCAAUGCAUACAUUAAAGACGUUAAAGAUUCUGUUAAUGAUAUCGUUUAUAUUACAUCUCAGUAUGCAUUCACAGAGGAAACGUGCAAGGCUAAAGAGGAAUGGAAAUACUGUGCUAUGGUCUUCGAUCGUAUUUUCCUUAUUAUUUAUCUUUGUGGCGUCUUCGUUGGAACAGUUGUCAUCAUUUUGGAAGCGCCCUUAGCCACAUCGUUCUUCACAGAACAACUGUGGACCUCUCAGCAGUCAAAUUCAAGCUCUGUAUGAACCAAACCGUCGCUCAAAACCCUUUUGUAAAUCACGUUUUGUGCGCACGUUCCAUGCCGUGCAUGUGCAUGUCUUUUGCUUUUUACACGGUACGGAAUGGUAUCUUAUUGGUACAAGAAAUAACGUAUAAUAUUAUAUUCUCGAUGGAUGUUUCCUGAGAUACACAUAUGCAUAUGUUAACGAGAAAGAACCAAUUUUUGUCUCAGGAGAGUGUAACUAAGACAUUGCGACAGUAUCUAUGAUUAAAUUUGAUAAUUCAAAAUUGUUUUGAACAUGAUCGUAGAAGCAGAAGCAGGAGACAUUGAGCUCAUAUCAAUGCCAUUACAUCACUGAAGUGUAACAGGACUUCCUUUUGUGUUACACAUUAGUAAACUUAGUUUAGACUUAGGCCAAGAUCUUCAGGCCAAUUGCUAUAUAUUUAUAUUUAUAACUAGUAGAUCUACAAUACAGACCACGACGACCGCUAGUGUGAUAAUGAAUGCAACUAGUAUAAGCAUUACCGGUAUGGGCUUCACUUGAAGUUUUUGUUUUGUUUUGUUUUUAAUUACGUGGUGUAAUUGAAAAAAAAAUCACGUACAGGACUAGUAGGAUGCAUGAUCCAAGUGCAUCACCCCACACAUCACGCAACUGUGAAGGCCUACACUUUGAUACCAUGAUAGCACUUCUAUCUGCCGCAGUUUGACAUAAACCUACGUAUAAGUUGUGCGCGUGUAUGAUUAGUGCUGCACGUAAAGAAAUCGCAUUAUUUCUCGUGUGACGGAUGGUGGUCACAGUUGCGUAGGAAUUGCUGGACGCCGUAAACGUACGUACACGUACGUUUUGAGGCACACGUACGUGUCUUUGUGGACAAGCGCGUACUCUUAGCAAUCUUUUGAUUGAUCAUUUGUUAAGUUUGAUUGAGAGUCGGAGAAAGUCCAUUGCUCUAGUCUGAACCAAGUCUUACUAAUCUCUCUGAACCCAGACUGAAUGUAAUUCUUAGGAAAAGUUAAUUUAUCCAAUUAUUAAGUUAUUAGUUCAUUAUUCCUGUUUGCUCAAAGAUGUUUGGAUAAAGAUUGACCUCAGACGCGUGCGAAACAAAUAGAAUAAAGGUUUAUGCAGGCGUGACAAAUAUGCAAUUCAUUUGCAAUAGAAAAUAGCAGCCAUCAUCUCAUUGAUGGCCUAGCGUUGUCCACACGUAGGCCUAUGAUAUAAAUAGUUUUGAUCCCAUUUUUGUGACGUGGGUGCGUGUCUUUAGUUCGUGAUGUACGUGAAGAAAACGCACGUAAUUAAUACUCAUUUCUACGCAUGACUGAUAAUGGUCGCGCGUAAGACAUUUUGUCUACGACUGGGCACGUAUAGGUAUAACAUGAUAUCGAGAAAAUGAACUUGUUACAGCAUACUUCGUGGGGAUGAAUUAUAUUAACGUUGUCAUGCAAAGCUUUCCCCUGCAUAACAUGAAUUGUUUGCGAUAUCCAUUACGCAUCAUCGGUCAAAACAGACGAUGAAGUAAAUCCCUUCAGCAUUCUGCUUGCUAUCAACCCCUAUCUGAUUCCUUCAUCUGUCCCUUGAUCGUGUUUCUAUCCCUUGAUUUUUAAAAACCGUCAAAUUUAUUCCGUUGGGUUUAUCAGGAGAAUACGUAAAUGACUAAAAAUGACAGGUCAGUUUGACAGUCAAAACGUCAAACGACAUGAAAACCAUAUCAAUAUUGGUGGCAUUACAAUUCGAUAAAUAUAAUGAGCAGUGCAUGGACUGUGAGCUCACUUACCCACGUCAUCAACAUUUUUUCGUGCGCAAUAUGCUUACAAGAUUUGCUUGACACUGGACGGUUCACAUAGCGUUUGAAUUCCGGAUAUUUCAGAUAUAGGGGCUAAUAAAUUGUAAAAUAACUACUGGUAUUGCAAAAGUAGGCCUACCCAUACCGUGAAUAAUAAUUGCCGCUGUCAAACAGUACCGUAGCAAACGCUGUUUUAAUUAUUCGUCGCUUUCGAAAAAGAGUCGCGACUGGCCGGGCACUCACUGUGCGGAGUUGGAUUCGGCGGCCAACGGUCGUACGACGCAGUAAGUGCCAGGCUUUAGAGUCAGCGUGCUUUGAUAUUUUAGUAGCAUUGUGAACGAUGCGCAUUAACACAAAUCAAACGAUUGUUGUUCUGUGUGAUAAUUAUUUCAACCAUCAAAAUAACGCGCAAACUUUUGAUGACGUAAUCAAUGGUUUGGUAUUCAACACUUAGGUAUGAUUGAGGAUAUUCUGUGUAUUUAGGCCAUUUUAUGAACGUUUCAUUUAUAUUAAUUCUUUUACAGAUGGUUUCAUUUUUUUAAACAAAGAUCUUCCAUUUAAAUAUUACUUUAAAAGUCCGCUAUUCGGGUCUUCCGUUUAUAUAUAUAUUUUUUGUUUUUAUCUAGCAUCUAUUUAUUCAUGUCAUAAGUUCUAUUGGUAUUGAGUUUAAACUAUUUUUAUCAAAUCUAUCUAAAUAUCCUUUUUAAAUAUAGGCCUAUACUGUUUGUGUUGAGCUAAAUUCAUAUGAAUAUUUGAAAGGCUCAGGCCUGUAUAGUACACUAAGUUAUUGAGUAAGUUGAGGCAGGCAGGGCCUACAAUUAACAUUCUAUUUUCCUUCAUAGGCUCUUAAAUUGAAAUUAAUUUAAUAAAUUGAUUUUUGAGGUUAUUUUUUUAGAUUUCACUGCAGACGGUAAACAUUCAAGUAAAUAUUCUGAUUCAUUUAGUUGUAUUUCAAUAAUAAUAAUAAUAAUGAUAAUAAUAAUAAUAACAAUAAUAAGUAGUAAUAAAAUCACAUUGGCCUAAUAAACUUGUAUUGAGUUGAAAAAAAACUUUGCUUUCAUCAUCAUCAUCAUCAUCAUUCAUCAUCACCAUCUUCUCCUCAUCAUCAUUAUAUUAUUGUAUUCUAAUUAGUCUUCCAUUUUUACAUUCAUCAAAUUCAUCUGAAUACGGAAGAUAGGCCAAAUAAUUUUAAAGAUAUUUUGGAAUGAAUACAUUAUAAAUAUUAUAAAUUAGGAAAUUUAUCUGUCCCACUUUUAAGUCCCCUGUAUAUGAUACCACGUUUUAAUGCGCAAUUAAUGUACGCGCAGAAUAUAUAUUGAUAAACGAAUGAAUUUAUAAAUAAGAAGGCACAGUGAGUUAAGAUCUACUUAUCACGAAUAUUAUUACUCCCGGGAAAAUAAAUAAAUCUUAAUAAAAA